CUUUUAUUUCUUCAAACUCAUCUCUCUCUCUCUCUCCACUACCCAACUGCAUAUGCCAUGACGUUUAUGCCAUUUUUUUUUUCUCUUCCUCAAACACUCGUACCAACUUGCUUCUAGUAAUCUUCCAGAUAAUGGUAUUAACACGCCUUCAUAAACCCAUACACUAUAAAUACUCCAUAAACUACAAACCAUUGUUUCAUCCAAUAUUUCCAACACAAAUAUUAUAUUCAUAAUAAUCAUAUUCCUACAUUCUACUAUACUUUUUGUUUGAAACAAUUUGUAAGACUAUAAUAGUAUAUUACUUUGUUGUAAUUAUAUUUUGUGGUAUUGAACAAUAUAUUGUUAACAUGAAGAGGGAAAUGGAAUUUGAGCGUGUUCUUAGUUACUUUGAUGAAGAUGGAGACGGAAAAAUUUCGCCAAACGAGUUAAGGAGUCGAAUGGCGAAGAUUGGCGGAGAGUUUCAAUUGAAAGAAGUUGAAAUUGCUAUUGAGGCAUUGGAUUCUGAUGGUGAUGGGUUAUUGAGUUUGGGAGAUUUGAUUACGUUAAUGGAAUCAGGGGGAGAGGAGGAAAAAUUGAAGGAUUUGAGGGAAGCUUUUGAAAUGUAUGAUAAUGAAGGAUGUGGAUUCAUAACGCCAAAAAGUUUGAAGAGGAUGUUGAAAAAACUGGGGGAUUCUAAGUCCAUUGAAGAAUGCAAAUUGAUGAUUAAAAGAUUUGAUUUGGAUGGUGAUGGUGUGCUUAGUUUUGAAGAAUUCAGAAUCAUGAUGGAUUGAAUGAUGAUGAUGUAUAUAUGUGUUGAUUAUGUGAGGUGCUUAUAGUCUUUCUGGUUUCAUUCAUUCUUUUGUACAUUGUAUGACUAAAUUGCUUUUAUGCAAUGUAAAUUUAUAUAAAUCAUUGUUUUUGUAAUUUACUAGUAAAUAAUAAUGAGGACAUGGGAUGAUAAAUAAUUUGGC
Molecule: messenger RNA, 950 nt
Organism: Medicago truncatula (barrel medic)
Lineage: Eukaryota; Viridiplantae; Streptophyta; Magnoliopsida; Fabales; Fabaceae
Product: putative calcium-binding protein CML19
Exons: 1
Coding region: 348-770 (140 amino acids)
Molecular function (GO): calcium ion binding
Source: RefSeq, a predicted model, not a curated record